AUGUCUACGGCCUUGAACCACCAAGCCUCCGCUUCUUUCUGCAUCGAAGCAGUACCGAGGAAAGAGAAGAAAUGGCUUUCCCUUCUAUCUCUGCGAUUUGGUGCAGUACUAUGCACCAUGAUAGCGAUAAUCUGCUUUGCCUGGGCCAUGGUUCAGCAUCGUGAAGGAGUCGUUUCGAGCGAUGGGCUGGGAGAAGCAUGGUCUAGCAUCAACCUAGGCACGGCAUCAUACGGAUUCGUUUGGUCCACCGUCUUUCUCGUCGUCGUCUUUUGCAACUGCGCUGUCCACCCGGGUGUGAUAGUCGCAUUCGACUGCAUUGCGUUCAUUGCCCAGUUAAUCACAGUCUGUUUCGAUUUGCACGAGCUUGCCUAUUGGAACCUUGGUGGUUAUUCUUACUCCAGUACCCAUAAUGUUGGUCCAUUGUAUGCGGCUGAGUGUUUGGGCCUCUUCAACCUCAUUCUUUGUGUGCGUGCCUCUAUUGCCUGUCAUAAGCUGCGGAAGGCUCGAAAGCAGCCAGACGCCAAACAGGAAUUCGACGCAUGA
Molecule: messenger RNA, 543 nt
Organism: Penicillium expansum
Lineage: Eukaryota; Fungi; Ascomycota; Eurotiomycetes; Eurotiales; Aspergillaceae
Exons: 3
Coding region: 1-543 (180 amino acids)
Source: RefSeq, a predicted model, not a curated record